Molecule: messenger RNA, 2024 nt
Organism: Cucumis melo (muskmelon)
Lineage: Eukaryota; Viridiplantae; Streptophyta; Magnoliopsida; Cucurbitales; Cucurbitaceae
Product: probable serine/threonine-protein kinase PBL18
Exons: 6
Coding region: 544-1827 (427 amino acids)
Biological process (GO): protein phosphorylation
Molecular function (GO): ATP binding; protein kinase activity
Source: RefSeq, a predicted model, not a curated record
AAUUGUUAAGCAGCAAACUUAAAAAAAAAAAAAAAAAAAUUAAAACUUAGCUCAGCUGACAUUAUCGGGUGUAUGCUAAUGAACAAUGGAUUUAUGGUUAAACCGCAGUCAUCCCUAAUUGUACUAAGAAAAGAUUUUACAUACAUAUACAUACAUACACAUGCAUAUAUAUAUAUAUAUAUAUAUGGAACUUUAGCAGGAAAAAAUAAAAGGGGAAAGGAAAAGUCAACGAUGUGAUAUUGUGAAAGGGAAUGACAAUGACGGGAGAGUAAAAGGGAAGAAGUUAGUGGCGUGACUGAACCGUUGCCACCACCUCCCUAGUGUUUUGAAAUUUCAACGCAGAUUUUUUUUGUUUUGAUUUUCAAGAAAUGAUAACCACAGCAUUCAAACAAAAAUUGGAGGCAGUUUUCAAUUUUCAUGGUGGCCCAUCUUCUUGGAAUUUUGGAAUUAUCAUUAUCUAACACACAUGGAAACAUGGAGUUCCUUCUAGCUUUGAGUUAUUCAAACGUUGAACUUCUUCGUUGACUGUUGAAGCUAAGCUGGAUGAGAGAGAUGUUGAUGAUUGAGGAACACUCUCUUCUUCUUCCUUAUAUGUAUUUAUUCAGUCUUUUGACCUUCCCCUUCCCCCCCUGUUUUUUUCCCAUCUCAUUCUUCCUCCCUGUCCUUGUUAUCAUCAUGGGAAUCUGCUGCGCUAAACCUGCUAAGCUUGCUCAUGCUUCUUCAAGCAUUAUUUCUGGAACGGAUAACCAAAAUAGUAAAUCAAAAGUGGAAUCAAUCAAUUCUAGUUCGAAAACUGUAAAUCUUAUCUCUAGUGUGCCUGUCAUCAAACCGAAAUUUGAUGUGUCCGGUGCCUCUGCUCUCAAAUCUUUUAGCUUCAUUGAUCUCAAGAAUGCUACCAAGAACUUCCGUAGUGAAAGUUUACUUGGUGAGGGAGGAUUUGGAUGCGUCUUUAAAGGAUGGAUCGAUGAGCACUCUUAUCUUCCUACUAAACCUGGAACUGGAAUUGUAGUAGCUGUCAAGAAACUCAAGCGAGAGAGCCUUCAAGGCUACAAAGAAUGGCUUGCGGAAGUGAAUUAUCUGGGCCAGCUUCGCCAUGAAAAUCUCGUCAGGCUCAUUGGUUAUUGCUCAGAAUCUGAUAACAGACUUCUAGUUUAUGAGUAUAUGCCAAAGGGAAGUCUGGAAAAUCACUUGUUUAGAAAAGGUGUUACACCUAUUUCUUGGCGUGUUCGAAUGGAUAUUGCAGUUGACGUGGCACGGGGAUUGGCAUUCUUACACAGUUCUCGACCUAAUGUUAUCUACCGUGAUUUGAAGGCUUCCAACAUUCUGCUUGACUCAGAAUUCAAUGCGAAACUCUCAGAUUUUGGCUUAGCAAGAGAAGGGCCUACAGGAGACAAGACUCAUGUUUCAACCAGGGUGAUGGGAACUCGAGGCUAUGCUGCCCCUGAAUAUGUAGCAACAGGUCACUUGACUCCUAAGAGUGACGUAUACAGCUUUGGUGUUGUUUUACUGGAACUUCUCUCAGGCAAGCGUGCAUUAGACCAAGAGAAAGUUGGUAGAGUUGAAGAGACCCUUGUAGAUUGGGGCAAACCACUCCUAAGCGAUGGUAAGCGAAUGUUGAGGAUCAUGGAUACAAGGAUGGGCGGUCAGUAUUCAAGAAAAGAAGCACAAGCUGCAGCUUCGCUUGCACUGAAUUGUCUUCAUACGGAUCCAAAAAACAGGCCAUCUAUGGCCGAAGUUCUCGACGAAUUGGAACGACUACAUGCUGCAAAGGAUGUUUUGGGGACCCCAAAUGCUCAUGCCAUCAGACGAACUCCACCUAGAUUUUAAUCAUAAUUUGUCUCGAAUUGUUUCACUUGUCAUCAAAUGCACGUCUUACCUACUACACAAGAUGUGCGCUGUACAAGUUUUGUGGAUAUUUCAAGUAGAAUGUACACCCUAGGAAAUGUAUGCAACACAGUUACAUUUAUAUAUAGACCUUUGUGAGUCUCCAUAUGAAAGAUUAUGAAACGGCAUAUGAUUAAAAA